Ipomoea nil (Japanese morning glory) is the source of this 1277-nucleotide messenger RNA. Its product is annotated as short-chain dehydrogenase TIC 32, chloroplastic-like. Lineage: Eukaryota; Viridiplantae; Streptophyta; Magnoliopsida; Solanales; Convolvulaceae. The record is from RefSeq and is a predicted model, not a curated record. The transcript is spliced from 8 exons. Bases 126 to 1088 code for a protein of 320 amino acids.
GUUUGUCCAUCCAGCAGCACAAGAAGUUGAGAGAGAAUUGAGUUUCCCUUAUUUCAAGGCACACACCAUUUUGGCUUGUCUGCUAGUUGUAGAUCAGAUCAGAGAAAGAAAGAAAGCUAAGAAAGAUGAUUAGGUCAAUCACAGGCAUUCCAGGGCCAAGUGGGUUUGGUUCAGCUUCCACUGCUGACCAAGUCACUCUGGGCAUUCAUGCUUCCAACCUCACUGCCAUUGUUACAGGUGGUGCAAGUGGCAUUGGGUUAGAAACCGUGAGAGUUUUAGCCCAAAGGAAAGUGCACGUGAUCAUAGCUGCGAGGAACACGGACGCUGCAAAAGACGCAAAAGACCUUAUCCUGAGAGACAACAGAACAGCUAAAGUUGAUAUCAUGAAACUUGACCUCAACUCAAUCAGAUCAAUCAAGGCAUUUGCUGAUGAUUUCAAAGCCCUUAGACUCCCCCUCAACAUCCUAAUAAACAAUGCGGGAAUCAUGUUCUGUCCAUUUCAGCUCUCGGAAGAUGGAUAUGAGAUGCAAUUCGCGACGAACCAUCUCGGUCAUUUUUACUUGACAAAUCUCCUCCUAGAUAGAAUGAAGGAAACUGCAAAAGCCACUGGCAUUGAGGGUAGGAUUGUGAACCUGUCAUCAAUUGCUCACCGUUAUCCUUACAGAAAAGGGAUAAGAUUUGACAAGAUUAAUGACAAGAAGAGUUAUGAUGACAAAAUGGCAUAUGGGCAAUCAAAGCUAGCCAAUAUAUUACAUGCCAAUGAGCUUUCUCGACGUUUACAGGAAGAGGGAGCAAAUAUUACUGUUAAUUCAGUGCAUCCAGGGGUGAUAAUGACAAAUCUGAUGAGACACUCUACCAUUACUAUGAAUAUUUUGAGGGUUUUCACUUCAGUGAUUUGGAAGAAUGUACCUCAGGGGGCAGCUACAACUUGUUAUGUGGCACUUCAUCCGGAUCUUAAGGGCGUCACGGGAAAGUACUUCGUUGAUUGCAACGUGUGCAAGCCAACGAAGCUGGCCAGAAGUGAAGCUUUGGGAAAAGAGCUUUGGGAUUUCAGCAACCAGCUGAUUCAAGAAGCUCAAAAGAAGUGAAGAAUGCAUGUCUUCCCUAUCUACCAUAAUUAUUUAAUUUGUUGUGUCUAAUUAAAAUAAUUAUUAUGCACUUAAAUAUUUUAUAUUGGUGGUUGGUUGGUUGGUUGUAGCCUGCAUUGAGGGCAUGAAACAAUAUUGUAACUAUUAAGUAAUGGCAAGAGUGCUGGAUUAUUUGCGUUUUAUUUUAUU